This is a messenger RNA of Electrophorus electricus (electric eel), 27469 nucleotides long. The record is from RefSeq and is a predicted model, not a curated record. NCBI's taxonomy places the organism in Eukaryota, Metazoa, Chordata, Actinopteri, Gymnotiformes, Gymnotidae.
UUGGUCACGGCCUCAGUCACAAGUGUUGGGGGAUAGAGUGAAGUGGACAAGUGUGUGUUUUACUGUGCAUGUGAAGCGUGUGAGUAGGGCCUCGACUCAUCACACUCCCUGCCCUCUUUAUUGACUCUUGCAUGAUUGACUGUCUUCCCUCAAUGUGUGAGAUUUGUUACCAUGGCAGCAGAGUCAAGAUGCCCUCCUCCCCUUCCAGCUUCUUGAUGUCCUGGGACUGAUCUAGCGUGAAACGUCCCUGGAGCCACACACUCAUACACGCAAUUCUUCGUGGGACUUGAGGAUAUACAGAGCCAUGAUUGGUUCUGAUUGGGCUGCUGAUGAGCCAUCAAAGUCUUGCCUGACGUGGCACUUUUACCCACUGCCUGGAGACCUUCCCCACUGCAUAAACAAUCAGUGUUGAAAUACUAUCACAACUACUACGGCUACCAGUACUACUGGCACAGUUACUGUUACCAUGACAGUACAAUGGUGGCGCUAUAAAUAAAUGUAUGCUAGUGUAAUCUGGUGAUGCGAAGAACUUGUAAUACCCAGCAGACAUCAUGCAUGCAAGAAAUGUGGACAGGAUUCUUCAAUCUGUGAAAGCAGAAAGGAGUCGCUGACAAUGGGACACUCGAUUUUGCCGGGCUGGCAGUGUGAUGUGUCCUGCCUCAGAUUUACUGACUGUACUCGCACGUAUGUGAUUGUGUCUGCACUGCAGCGUUGUCUCUGCUCUCACUGAGGAAUAACAGCAGGAGGAUGGCGAAGGAGUGAGACAUCGCCUCAUACCCCAGUCUCUGCCCUUCGACACAUUGCCUUUCAAAUGGCCUAAAAAGGACUUGUUUCAUGUGGUUUCCUCUCUAAAUCUGCACUGUGUCUUAUCUGCAUCGGUGAGAGAAUGAAAAGACAUGCUGGUGAACUUGAAUAUUUCAUAAAGAGAGCAGCCUAUAUUCAGUUCUGAUGUCCUUGACGCUUGAGGAGACCACACACACUGGUGUAUUAGUGAAGGAUUGACCAUACCUUUGCCUGUCUGCUGUAAGGGAGCCACAUAGAGACACUACAGCAGGUUUGUAGCUUCAGCCUAAAGCAGCCCUCCUUCAUCAUAGCUCCAUGCCCUAUGGCACUACCUGCUGUUCACCUUUAACACUGGGUGGUACAACAGUCGGUCAGUGGAUUCUUAGAUGAUGUAAGGUCAGUAGGGUUUGCUUUUUUUAGGCACACACACCUUGUUUAUGGCAUUAUUUUUCUGACCUCUGUUGGAAAUGGGCAGUUCUCUUGGUUGUGUAAAACAGCCCCGGGAAGCAGGACCAAGCGGGGCUCCUCCCCUCUCGCCAAAAAGGAAACUCCAUUUCAGACGAAAGCGCAAAGCCAAAAAGACACAGAAAGGCAUUGAUGUGCAGGAGGAAAUGGUCGGAAAGGUCAGAGGUGACUCUUCAACCAAACCAGCAUACAGGCAAACAGUGACUGAAACUUCAAUGCAGGUGGUCCUGGUACCUGGUGCAGCUCCUAUCUUAGGCAGUACAGGGACAUUGCGAGGGAGUAGAGUGGCCAUUUUGUCUCCUGACCCCAGUCCAGCAUGGAUGGGAGCUUUCCACCAAGUGUCGGGAAGUAGCAUUUGUAAAGAGCCCAAAAAUGUGGCUGCCCAGGGUAGCACCACGCCUGGGGGAGGCAGGGUGUGCCGGGUCCGAGAACGGGUCCAGGGAGUCUUGGAGAGACCCUGCCUCUUAAGUGCUGAAUCGGAGGACCAGGAGAUGAUGGAGCAGGAUGAAGCUAGACAAAGUGAACUGGUGGCUGGCAACCCUUUGGAGGCAGAGCGGAAGGGUGUUGUCCACAUCCGCGAGGCGGAUGGCAGGCUCUGUGUGGUUCGCACCGUCUACCCAAGGGACUAUGGCUCACCUAGCUGGCAUAACAGAGGUGUGGAGGUGCGCUCUGAGCCACCAGCAGCAUCUCCCAUCAUUGGUGGCAUUCAGAAAAUCCAGGUGCAUGAAGAUGAGAAGCGACUGUUCCUGGGGUCGUGUGUCACCAAGCAAAUAGGCGCAACUGCUCCACCAGGGAAUGAACUCCUCCCAGACAGCUCAGCUGAGCGUGCCAUUGGUGCUGGCCAUCAGCAGGACACCCACUCUUCAGGCUACGCCAGCGACAUGCCACUCACUUCCCCAGAGACAGGGGGCGCUGUUCAGACUGACUGGGCAAGCUCUUCUGAUAUGCUGAGUUCCUCAGUACUGGAGAGUCCCAUAUCCCCACCAGAGAAACCAUCACAUCCCCCCUCCAAGAUUUCAGAGAUCUAUGUGAGCGGGGAGUCAGCAGACCUGACGGCCAAGGAGAAGCUUCUGCUGUGGACACAGCAGGCCACGGAAAACUACCCCGGCUUGCGCUGCGUCAACUUCUCCUCCAGCUGGAGUGAUGGACGCAUGUUUAAUGCCCUCCUUCAUCGUUACAGGCCUGACCUGAUUGACAUGGAGUUAGUGGCACAGCAGAGUAACCGUGACAACCUGGAGCAGGCCUUUGAGAUUGCUGAGUCGCUAGGGGUGACGCGACUCCUAGAUGCCGAAGAUGUGGACGUUCCAUCACCUGAUGAGAAGUCAGUCAUCACUUAUGUGUCUUCCAUCUACGACGCCUUUCCCAAGAUCCCGGAGGGUGGAGAAGGAAUCAAACCUCAUGAGGUUGACCAGCGGUGGGCGGAGUACCAGUCGCGCUUUUCCUCUUUGCUGCAGUGGGUGGGGCAGCACACAGCCCUCAUGGCCAGCAGGAGCUUCCCCCACAACCCCAUAGAGCUCAAGGCUCUUUACAAUGAAUACGUCCACUUCAAAGAAACAGAGAUCCCGACUAAGGAGAUGGAGAAGGCUCACAUUGCACACCUGUACAAGCUGCUGGAGGUCUGGAUAGAGUUUGGGCGCAUCAAGCUGCCCCAGGGACUGCACCCUAACGACCUGGAGGAGGAGUGGGGUAAACUGAUCCUGGAGAUGCUGGACCGAGAGAAGGCCCUCCGUCCUGCUGUAGAGAGACUGGAGCUGCUCCUGCUGAUGGCCAACAAGAUCCAGAACAUGGCUGUGGACUGUGAAGAAAAACUGACACUGGCCAAGAACACACUGCAGGCGGACAUGUCCCGUCUGGAGGGUGGCGAGCCAGCGUGCUGUGAGCAGGAGCUGGCCGUGUACCUGCAGGACUGUGAAGCUCUGCUCCAGCUGCUGCACCAGGACCUCCAAGUCCUGCGAGACAAGAAGUACUACCAAGUAGAGCAGCUCGCCCUCAGGGUUACAUGUCUGCAGGAGGAGCUGGUCUCCCUGCGGCUGCAGUGUGCCAGUGUGUACAGGAAGGGCCACUUCUCAUCGGGGCCACUGCAGGUUGCUCCGACAGCUCAGAGGAUGCCACCAGGCAAUAAGAGCACGUUCACUGUACCGGGGGCCGAGUCCAGCGGGGUGGCCCUGCUCAGACGUCCCAUGACCCGUGCAGAGCUCGUGGCUGUCUCAUCAUCUGAGGACGAGGGGAGCUUACGUUUCCUCUACGAGCUCCUGGGAUGGGUCGAGAAGACACAGGAGCUGCUGGAGCGGGCCGACUGGGGCUCAGACCUGCCCACUGUAGAACAGCACCUGCAAGAUCACCUGUCCAUCCACACUGCUGUGGAGGAACUGCUGCACAAUCUGAAAGAUGCACGCAGCUAUGAGGCAAGCAUCUCUCCCAGUUUCCGAAGCAGUUAUUCCGAAACGCUGGCCAAGCUGGAAAACCGGUACUGCAGACUAUUGGAACAUUCGUCAUGGCGACUGCGUUGCCUGGAAAGCCUGCGAGCAUUUGUGUCACACUGCACUGAGGAGCUGAUCUGGCUCAACGAGAAGGAGGAGGAGGAGCUGGCCUUCGACUGGAGCGACAAUAACACCAACAUGGCUGCUAAAAGAGAGCAGUACUCUGAAAUGAAGUCAGAGUUGGAGGAAAAACAAGAAGUGAUGUGCUCCCUACAGGAAACUGCUGAUCAGCUUUGUCAGGACAACCAUCCAGCCAAGCAGACAGUAGAGGCCUACAGUGCUGCCUUACAGACACAGUGGCAAUGGGUGAAGCAGCUGUGUGUGUGUGUAGAACAACACCUAAAGGACAACACUGCCUUCUUUCAGUUCACGAGUGACCUGCGAGAGUGCGAGACGUACUUGCGGCAGCUUCAAGACACCAUCAAACGGCAAUACACAUGUGACAGGGGCAGCAGGCUGGGUAAACUGGAGGACCUGCUGCAAGAUUCCAUGGAGGAGAAAGAGCAGCUGAUUGGGUACCGCAGUUCGGUGGCCAGCCUUGUAGGGCGGGCCAAGACAGUGGUCCAGAUCCACCCACGAAGUGCAGACUGCAUUCUGGGUACAACCAUGCCCAUCCGUGCCAUCUGUGACUAUAGACAAAUAGAGGCCAACGCUCAGAUCACACUCAGUAAAGGGGAGGAGUGUGUGUUGGAGGAUAAUUCUCAGAGGACCAAGUGGAAGAUCAUCAGUCCCACGGGGAAUGAGGCCAUGGUGCCGUCGGUGUGCUUCACCAUCCCACCCCCCAACCAGGAGGCUAUGGACACCGCCAGCAGAAUGGAGCAGCUGUAUCAGAACGUGAUGUUUCUAUGGCACCAGCUGCAUAUGAAUAUGAAGAGUGUGGUUUCCUGGCACUACCUACAGAAAGACAUCAGCUACAUCUCCUCCUGGACCCUGGACACGGUGCGUUCCCAGUCUCCAUCUGAGAGGAAGCAGGCCCUUGACCACCUGGAUGCCCACCUGGCUGACUUCCUAGCAGACAGUCGUGAGAGUGACCUCUUCACGCCAACUGAGAGGCGUGAACUUGAGCGGGAGGCUGAGAGUAGCCACCAGCACUGCCAAGCAUUACUGGUCUCUAUGGAGACAGUGGAGAAGGAUGAGUCGUUGUUUCGCUCCUACCUCUCGGAACUGCAAAGCAUCAAGUCCCACCUGCAGGGGGCGGAACAGAGGCUGAUGAAAGGCAUGCGGAGUCCACCCCCCAGUGGUCUGUCAGGAGAUGGUGCAGACACCGCUGUUCAUAUAGCAGAACAAGAGAAGCUGCAGCAGGACCUGAAAGGUCUUCAGUCCAACCUUGGCGACGUGUCACGUCGCUGUGUGAAUUUCUUUGAGGAAAAACCCACCUCCUCCAGUGUGCCUACUCUCCGCUCCGAACUCAAUCUGGCAGUGGAGCAAGCAGAGAGACUCAACUCCCUGUCCACGGUCUACCUGCACAAGCUGAAGACAGUUGACCUUCUGAUGAGAAGCUUGCAGGCUGCUGAGAGCCAGGUGAAGAAGUAUGAGAGCCGUCUGAGUGAGGAGGACAUUGUUCCUGCUGACACUGCUGCCAUCCAGGCCUUGAGGGAGCAGCUGAGGAAGUGGCACUCAGAGUUGGAUCAGCAGGAUCACGUCUUCCAGGCUCUGAGCUCAGAGAUGCAGAGGGCACGGGAAGUGGGCACGCAGCUCAGCCAACUGCACCCAGAUCGCAGCCCAGAGUUGGAGCGCUACCAGGAGAAAGCGCAGCAGCUCACAGAGAGGUGGCACGGAGUGCGGAGACAGAUAGAGACACGGCAAGCUGAUCUGGAGGUGCUGGGCUCAGUGCUGCACCAGUACCGUGACGGCCACUCUGCCCUCAUCUGCUGGAUCGAAGAGACCACAGAGAAACAGGAGAAUACCCAGCCCGAGCAGACAGACAGUAGAGUGCUGUCAGAGCAACUCGCCCAGCAGACGGCUCUGGUGGCCGAAAUUGAGCAGAACCAAGUCAAACUGGAUGAGUGCCAGACACACUCCAAACACUACUGCACUGCUGUCAAGGACUAUGAACUGCAGCUCAUGACAUUUAGAGCUUUUGUGGAAUCGACCCAGAAGUCUCCAGUGAAACGAAGGAGGAUACAUUCCUCAUCGGAUGCCAUAACACAAGAGUUCAUGGACCUGCGCACACGCUACACGGCUCUAGUGACCUUGACGACACAGCACAUCAAGUAUAUCAGUGAUGCAUUGCGGAGACUCGAAGAGGAAGAGAAGCAAAUUGAGGAGGAGAAGCAAGCCCGGGCAGGCCAGGUUUCAGAGCUGCUCGGUUGGGUUAAAGACCUCCAGCAGAGGGCUGAAGGACCUGCCAUGUCAUCCCUCACUGCACAGCAGGCAAUCAGUGAGCAAUUGACUGCUAAAAAAGAAGUUGUUGCUGAAGCUAUCAGGAGCACACAAGUCUUCCUGCUCUCUAAACAGGCCAGCAAACUGGCCCCUGAAGAGCGUGCCCAAGUGACAUCACAGCUGGACCAGCUGACUGCUACCUAUAGCCAGCUGUGUGACAGCUCUGCAGCCCAGCUGCAACAGUUGGAGGAACAGCUUGCCAAGGAGGAGAAAUGCAAGGGCCAUGAGACCAUCGCUGGAGUAAUUGAUCUUGGCACUGUGGAAACUUUUCCAGUUUUCCAGUCAGCAUGUCGUGGCCUCAUAGACAAGGACACCUGCCUUGUGCUGUUGGAGGCACAGCUAAUCAAGGGUGGUCUGUUACAGCCUGACUCCCUGCAGAGCCUCUCAUUAGAAGAGGGCCUUGUAUCUGGUCUGAUUGACAACCGCACCUACAAGUCACUGUCAGAAUUGGAGACAGCCCUUCAUCUCCUCCAGCAGUCACAGUUCCUACCAUGUCAUUUGGUACCAGUUGCUGCUGCUAUGGAAGUAGGCCAGAUAAAAGAGCAAGUCGGGCUUCGUAUUCUGGAGCUGCAGUUAAGCACAGGAGGAUUUCGGAAUGCCACCAAUAAUAAAAUUCUCACACUUGAAGGUGCUAGAGAGGAGGGUCUGAUCUCAGUUGCUGUUUAUAAUAAAUUACGUUCCCAGGUUGAUCGGCGUGAGCUCAUUGAUCCAAAUACAGCAGAAAAGCUUAGCCUGUCAGAAUUCCAUCAGCGUUGCAUUUUGAACGAGGAUACAGGUCUGCGUCUGCUGCCAGUGAAUCAGCAGUCAAGGGGAACAGUCUGCUUACGUUCUGGUCGAAAGGUAGGCAUUUUCCGUGCAGUCCAAGAAGGACUGAUUGACCGAGAAGUUACCAUUCGACUUCUGGAGGCUCAGCUAUUUGCAGGAGGCAUCAGCGAUCCCCGUUCAGGUCACCGGCUGACGGUAGAUGAGGCUGUGCGGCAUGGCCUUAUGGACCAAGACCUUGCAUGUGCCUUACUCACUCACCAGUUACAAGCAGAUGGGAUAAUAGAUCCUGUCAGCAGAGAACGUGUGGAGUUAGAUGAAGCUAUCCGAAGGGACCUUAUUUCUCCACGCAUGGCACUGCGGGUGUUGGAAUCACUCUGGGCAUUUAUGGGCAUACUUUGGCCAGAGACAGGGGAGCUGCUUCCUAUCAGUGAGGCUUUACAGCAGGGUGUUAUCUCAGGGGGACUUGCCCGAAACGUCUUGACCAAACGGCAUUCCAUUGCUGCAAUUUACUGCCCAGAAAGUGGUCAAGUGGUUCCUCUAGACCAUGCAGAGGAGAUGAUGGGAAUGGAAGCAGCAAAGGUCCUUAUAGAGACAGAGGUCCCAGAUGUUCUGCCUGCCAUGACUUGGACAGGGUCCUUAAAUGUAAACCACUGGGGAUCUUCAUCUUCACCACCUGCCUCACCCCCAUAUCUUCAGUGUGACGUUUCCUUUUUGGGGGCAUCUGCACCAGAGGAGCAGGCUAAGCACUGCCUCCUUUCUUACAUAAUCACACACAGUUACAUUAACGCCCGCUCUGGUGAGCGUCUGGUCCUGUUGGAACCUGAACUGAUGGAGCUUGUAAAUGCAAAUGGAUCAGCAAAGGACUCUAAGAAACCUGAACAACUGAGGAAGCACUCUAGAAGAGGAGAGUCUGAGUUUGUUAUGCCAUUCAGUACAACAGAACACAAAAGUCCUAAAGACUGGAAAGAAGCUUCAACGUUAAAUAUUUUUAAAGUGAAUGAACAAGACAAGCUCAUUAUUUCAGAUGAUCAUAUAACAAAUGUAAUUGAUCAAACUCUUAGUAAAACUGACAGAGUAAAGAUUCCUUUAGAAGGAGCCGCUGCAUUGAAAGAAACAUGCAGCACUGAUAAAACCUUAGUAAAUCUCCCAGGUACAGGCUCAAAACUAGCAGAGAUUGUACCUGAAAGUCAGAUAUCACCUCUGUUUCUGAAGCAGCUGAACAUUUUGCCAACAAACUCUAUGCCUGACUCAUUGAGUCCACAGGUAGAUAAAACAAGGAAGAAAGAAAAGCCCCUGGGACUGACUGAACCAGAGUCAACAGAUCUGUGUAUGCUUGAGGAAAAUAAAGUAGAAAGUGCACAAUCUAAGCAGAAAGAUUUAGACAUAAAAGCGGAGAACACUGCUGCUGAGAUUUUUAAAUAUACAACAGAAAAAAAUCUGUAUGAUCAGCUUGAUGAAAAGGACAAAUCAAAUAAGACUAAUGUACUGGGGAUUACUACACAUAGUGUAGAACUGCAGAAAACUGACAUCUUGAAUAUAAAUAAACAAAUGUCGGAUCAAAAAGAUGUAAACAAAAAUGCUGAAAAAUCUGACUCAACACAGAUUAAAAAGACCAAAUCAAAAGAACCAAGUGAAGAUGUGGAGCUUGAAAACAUGGCAGAGGAGUUACUGCAAGGAGGUCUUUUGAGCGAUGGAGCCAAUAAGUUACUCCUAGAUGAGGCUGUAUCCCAGGGCCUUCUCCCAGGUCACACUGCUCUCAAAGUAAUGUUGAAAGCAGGACUUUUUGGUGGUUUCCUGGAUGUGAGCACAUGCGAGUCACUGAGUAUUGAGGAUGUAAUGCAGGAAGGACUAUUGGAUGAAGAUUUAUUGACCAGUGUUCUUCAGUCAGAAAAGACUCUGGCUGGGGUAGUUGAUGCAGAACGUUGUCAGAUCUGCUCACUAAAGGAGGCUGCUCAGAUGGGGCUCUUGGACCCAGAUACAGUAGCUCAUCUGCUUGAGGCCCAGGUUGUCUCUGGUGGGAUUGUUGACGUUCGUCGGGGCACGAAAGUUUCAGUUACCCUUGCAGGCAGUCUUGGACUGAUAGAGGAGGACCAACAGGAUGCAUUGCUUGCAUUAGAGAAGUCAUGCCGUGGAAAGGGUUCAGAUCCACAUGCUUCACGCACCAAGUUGACACUACAGCUACAAAUGGAUGGUGUGGUGGAUCCAGAAAUAAAACGCCCUGUACCUUUUCAAAAAGCCCUUCAACAAGGCAUGAUAAGUCAGGAGGAAGCCCAGCAGAUCCUCUUGCAGCAGGUGGCUGAAGGUGGAAUUGUUCACCAUGGCUCUGGCAUUCGCCUCACUGUUACUGAUGCAGUGUGUAAAGGCCUGAUUGAUGAUUCUUUGGCACCAAAGCUUGAAGAGUUUGAAAAGUCCUAUGAGGUGCAGGAUCAGAUUAUCUCAGAUCCAAACACUGUCUAUCUGCAAGCAUCUGCAGGCUUCAUUUAUGCUAGUACGUCAAAGACCAGACUUACCCUAACUGAAGCAGUUUCCCAAGGGAUCAUUGAUAAAGACACUGCAAAUAAAGCAAUGGCUUUACCUAGUGUAAAGAGUGCUGUUCUGGAUCCUCACAAUGCUCAGGUUGUACCCUAUUCAGAACUUCUAAACCAGGGAAAGAUUGACAUUGAGACAGGUCAACGAUUCCUUGAAGUGAGACCUUUCCGAGGUAUUCCAAACAAACAAAACGGUGACAUGAUGACCGUGCCAGAAGCAGUGAAGGCUGGCCAAGUUGAUCCCAUUCCAGCACUCAGGAUAUUGCAGAGUCAGGCAGACUCUGGAGGUAUCAUUGAUAUUUCAAGUGGGAAACGACUCCCCCUUCUGGAGGCUGUUGCUAAAGGACUUGUUGAAAAAGAUGUUGCAAAAGUAAUUGCUACUAAUCAGUUCUUUAAAGGUGGACUGUUUAGUCCUGUCAGUGGUCAGAGGGUGUCAAGUCUUAAGGAGGCUGUUCAAGAGGGCCUUAUCUCUCGUGAAAUGGCUGCUGAACUUUGGGAUAACUUUAGAUCUGUGGAUCAACCAACCUAUGAGGAGGAAAGCUCUGAGACAUUGGCUUCCUCCAGUGCUACAUGUAGUCCUUCUCUGUCUCAGUUUGUAUCAGGUUAUUGUAGCCCUACAAAGACAUGUCAUGAAAGCUCAGCAUCAAGUACAGAAGAAUAUUUUGCCGACUUGGAAAAGACUCAGUGUAUGAUUACAGAGCAUCAUGAAGACACUUUAGAGGCUGAUACCAUUGAGCAAUUAGAGGUUCUUCAGCCCUAUCCACCAUCAGAAAUGAAGAAACAAGUACACAAGGACGUUUUAAAUGAGGUGGAGAAAGACACUGAUGCAUCUUUACAGGUACUGACUCAAUUUGCCCUAAAAGCAGAAAAAAGGAUACAGGAGGUGAUUAAAGAGUAUGCGCCAAAAAAACAUAAAGAUGAGGAUCUUCAGCACCAGCCAAGUCAAGGUCGACUUCAGAUUCAACAGAUGUCUGACAUUGAAUGUAAGGAUGACAAAACUUAUGACACCUCACCCACACCUGACCAUAUUCCAGAGGGAGACAUACAGAUACACCCAGUGGUUGAAUUAACAGUCUCCAAAAUGAGCAAAAAGCUAGAAAACUAUCAACAGAUUCCCUGCAGUGUUGUCUCGGACACCAUUUAUAAGUUACAUGAUGGACAAACUCCAUGUACAGAGGAAAGAAAAGGACAGUCUAUUCUGACAUCAGAACAGCAGUUGGUGUCUGAUACAAAGCCCAUCUCUAAAAGUGAAGAGAACAAUGACAACAGAAAGGACACAACUAAAUCCACCCCUACAGAAAGAUCAAAAAUGCCUAGAAAAAAGAGAGGUAAAGAGAAAAAUAAAAAGCAAACAAGAACAGAAAUAGAAAGAGUUGAAGGUUUGGAGGUGGAACCUCUGAAUAGUGUAACACCACAUUUAGAGUCUACUGAUAGUAUGAAUAGAAAAGAAUUUUUAGACAUUGAAAAAUCUGAUAAAGAUGUGAGUGUGAAGAAAGAUGUCAAGAUGGAGUUGGAGGUUAGGAGACCCUCCAAGAUGAAUGCAUCUUUACCUGUAGAUGCUAUUGAGAAAGAGACUGGAAAGGAUGUUGAAGAUUUUCUUCAAAAAGAGGACAAAGAUCUGGAGGCUAGCAAAUUUGGUUUGGUGAUGUAUGGAGAGGGUGCUGAGAGUGAUGACAUAAAAGAAGCAAUCAGCUUUAAUCAAAAGUCUGUGGAAAAUGUAAAAGUAGAGAAAAAUUUGGAUGGUACAAAAACUAAUGACUUGAGUGAAACCUUACAUGUGAGGGACUCAAAUAACAUGACUAGAAAAGAAAAUGAAAUUGAUAAAAAAUCCACUGAAGAUAUAAAAGUAGAGACAAAGGUUACAGUAAGUUUGGAAGUUCUGCAGCCUCCAUAUAUGGGUGUGGCUUCAUAUGUAAAAGUUACUGAGAACAAGUUUGUAAAAGAAGUUCUUGAUAAAUCUGUUAAAGAUGAUGUGAAAUUAGGAGAAGAGGCCAAAGUACAUUUGGAGGUCCAAGCACAAGAUACAAGUGCUGUUGAUAAAGAAUCUAUUGAAGAUGAUGCAAAUAUAAAGAGAGAGGUCAAGGUAGAUUUGGAGGUUAGACAAACUCCAGAUAUAAAAGAAGGUUUACUAGUAGUGGAAUUGGAGAAUGAAAAUAAUGAUGUAAACGUUGAUCAAAAAUCUGAAGAUAAAUAUGUCAAAGUAGAGUUGUCUGGAGGCCCUGUAUGUCCCCCAACUGACAAUAUUGUAGCUUUCCCAGUGGAUCUGUUCCUAAGAGAACAGGUUCUGCAAGGGUCAGCUGUUCAGCAAUCUAUAGAAAGUGGAGACAUGGGUCUUGGAACUGAGACAUCAAAAGAUGACCCUGCAAGCCUGCAGGAUGAUCUUAGCCAAACAGAACAUGAAUUACAGAGUCAAAUGCUGCACAAAGCCAUAAGUGACAUGUCAAAAACAGAGUAUAAUAAACAGCUUUAUGUCUCAGAGGGCCAUGAGCCAGAGCAGAUAGAUAAGAAGAAAAAGAAGAAAAGGAAGAAUAAAAAAGUCAAGCAAAUGUCAGAGCAUGAGCCAAACGCUGAAAAAGAAGCAGAGCGCAAAGAUGAUGAGGCAUCAAAAGCAGAGAGCGUGGAGGAGGAUAUGGUCCCAACUGUAAGUGGGAAAUUGGACACGGCAGGAAACGCAUGGAGGAAACAGCCUGAAGACCUUAACCAGACACAGCUGGGGAAAGAGGCACUUCUGAUGAAGGCCAAGGAAAGCAUUCUUAGGAAGGUCUUUGAACGGGGAGUCAGUGAGAAACAGGCUGCGGAGGAGUUGGAAGCACUGCGUCAGGGGUCAGGUAAAGAGCGACAUGCAAGCACACAAGAGAAGCCCAAGACUGAGCAGAAAGGCUCUACACUCCCCACAAAAGGAAAUGAGGCUAACAUAACAUGUCAGGUAAAGAAAGUGGACAAACGUGAAAAGUUUAUGGCGAAAAACCUUUUACCCAUGACUGACUCUACACAAACUCAUUUCAGUCAAACAGAUCAUGAUGUAAGUCACAUAUCAGAUAUUCAUGCUAUGUCAGACUUUCACACAGAGCAGGCCUUGAUCACUAUCGAGCAUUCUGUAGUUGCUAUGGACGCCAAUAAGAAAACACAGAUACCCAUGGGUGAUUUAGAUGUGCAUGCUGAAGAGAAAAGAAUAAAAGAUCCUGAACAUCUGCCACUUAGUAAUAAAGACAAAAAGCUGGAAAGGAAAACAUCUGAAGCCUAUGAGCCACCAUGUACCGUCUUUAUUGAAGGCUAUCAAGAUGUUAAAUCAGAUCUCAACAUACGUGCGCCUGCUCUGGAUGUCUCACAAUCCACAAGUGCUGCUGCUCUGCCAAAAAAAGAAGUUGAUGAACCUGUACCAAUCUCCAAAAUCGAAAUGCACACAAUUAACAAGGAAUCUCUACUAUACAAGAGUAUGGAUUUUUCUUCUGUUGGCACUGAAGCUUCCCUCACAGAAAGCACAGAGUCAGGACUGUCUCAAACAGAGGAGACGCCUGACUCUGACACCACAGAAUGCACAGAGUCAGGACUGUCUCAGUCAGAGGAGAUGCCUGACUCUGACACCACAGAAUGCUGGGAAGAGGAGGAGGAAGUGGGCUAUGUACAGGGAAUAGAGGAAAAAUGGGCUGAUGAUCUAAUGAAAAAACAGAGGACCAUCCCACAGAUAAGUAAGUCCUCCUUGGUCCGUCAAGAGUGCCUAGAACAUGACCAACAAAUUAUGGCCCUGCUCUCCAUGGUGAGACACAACGAGGUAUGUCUUAAACAGCAGCAGCAACAGUCCAUAGGGCGGAGUCUUAUCGUACUUGAUGAUAUCAUCAAACAGACAGAGGCCCUUGUUCUGGAGCUCAGUGAUUUGGAGCCACAAGUAAACAUGGAGUUGGAAGCAGCCAGGCAGCUUGUAGAGUCCUGCCCUCCCAAUGUCCCACCUCAGUUACUCACAGCUCUGGAGAAGGACAGACAGAGUUUGUCUCGUGCCUUUAAUGUGGCUAGAGAACGUGCCCAGUGUUUUCUGCAGGAGAUGCAGUCACAUCACAAGGGACAGAAGGAGGCAGUGGGCAGUGAACUAGAAGCUUUGGGUGAGCGAGUGGAUGGCCUUCUCUGCUGGCUUAAAAAAACAGAACCUCAGAUGGAGCAAGAUGAUGUGGAAGAUGAGAUAAAAGAGGAGAGUGAAACAUUAGUGCACAUUGCGCAAGGAUUACACCAGUGCAAGGAGUUGCAGGAGUGCCUCAGAGUUCGUGCCUCUGACGUGAGUGCGGUGGCAUUUGACAUCCAGGUCUUCGUCUCGGAGCAUGCACAGGACCUGCUGCCUGAGCAGAGUAGGCUUCUGCUAGCACAGCUACAGCAGCUGCAGCAAGCCUUCCACCAGGCCUCGGGCCGCACUCAUGCCAGGGCCCAGACCCUCGUACUCCAGCAAGCCAGAAAGGAGGAGCGAUUACGUAAAGAGCAGGAGAAGGAGCAGGCAGAGAGAGAGGGGGAAAACAAGAGGCACAUCGCUAGGGAGAGAGAGGUGGUACAUCAGCAGAAAUCUGAGUGCUCACAAAAACUUGAAGGCCUCACCAUGUGGUUGGCUGGAGCAGCCAGCCUGCUGGCCAACCAGAGAGCAGGAGCUGAGUCAGGAGAUGUGAGUGUUCUUCAGCAGAAGCAGAGUAAACUUAAGGAGAUGCAAAAAGAUCUCCAGACCAAAGGUGAUGGAGUGACAGAAGCAGUACGGUCAGCGGAGGAGUUCCUUGCUGAGCAUGGUGAAGAUCUAAGUGCAGAGGAGAGAGCCAGCCUGCAGGAGGCACUGGCACGCAUGAAGAAACAAUACCACACCCUCACAGACAUGGCCCAGUCCUCUCUGUCUCAGCUAGACACAGCAAUCAGCACAACACUACAGCAGAACACACAGAGGGCUAAAGCAGAGGAGGAACUGCACGAAACUCAGGGGAAAAUAGAUAUGCUGCUUGAGGAGCUGUCAUCAGACACAUCCAGGAAGAAAUCACAUGGGGAGAGUGUUCCAGAUGCUCCCUUUUCCCUAUCACCAGAGAGCACUCUGAGCUCACACUAUGACAUGCUAAAGGCCGAACAGCAGCAGCUACAAGCCCAACAGGCUCACCUUUUGCAGGUAGAACAGUCCACACGCUCCCUCCUGGAACAGCCCGACUCUAGUGUGCCCCCGGAGGAGAAGCAGCGCCUGCGUGCCAGGCUUGACGAUUUGCAGAUCCAGCAUCAAGAGCGCCUCCAGAACUGCCAGGAGAGACUGCGGCGGACUGAGGCCCUCCGGGAUGAACUUGCCAAGUUCCUGCAGGAGCAUGGGAACCUGGGAGCUUGGCUAGAACAGAGUGAGCAUGAGCUUUGUGCCCUGGGGGGUGGAGAAACAGAUGCACAGGGUCUCAAAAACAGACUGGAGGAGCACAAAAAGCUGGCAGAAGAUCUGAUCUGUCAUAAGGCAGACUUGCGCUUCGUGUCCAUCUCUGGUGAGAAGGUGCUGGACUUGGUGCAGGGCACCCUCGAGAGGACAGGCACUACCAACCCAGCUCUGGAGAACACGAGGCAGCUUGUCAGUGACAAGCUACAAGAUUCCACGCAGCGCUACAAUUCCCUGCAGAGCAAGUCUGUGGAUCUUGGUGCCCGCCUGUCCAGCCUUCUGGAUCGAUACCAGCAGUACCAGGAUGAGGUCAGUGCUUUGGACUCCUGGCUGAGUGCACAGGAGCAGAACCAGAGCAUAGUGAAACCCAGCAGAGAGAAUAUGGACACACAGACACUACAGAAUGCGCUAAAUACUAUACAGUAUUUGCAGGACGAGCUGGCCGAGCGCUCAGUUCAGCUGGAGAAGGUGAGGAGAACAGGGAAAGUUCUUACCAGCUCCCAGGAGUCACCUACUCUCAACGCAACAGACAUCAGUUCUGCCACAGAUGCACUCCAGAGCCGAUUUGGGUCCCUGUCAGAGAGUGUGUCUCAGAGGGCAGAGCAGCUCCAGACUGCUGUCGCCCAGUCUGUCAGUGUUCAGGAGGGGCUCAAAGCUCUGCUGGCCUGGCUGGAUGGCCUGGUUUUGGCUCCUAGCCCAGUCCAACCCACUGCCAGGGCAGUGCAGGAGGCCCUCACCCAGAACCAGAAACUGCGUCAGGAGCUGUUGUCACGCCAAGGCAGCGUAGAGGCCACUCGCGACUCUGUCUCCAAGCUGCUGAAAUCUGCAGAUGCAACUACAGUCUCUGGGCUGCAGAGGGCGCUGGAGGACCUGAGCCAGCGCUACGCAGCUGCCCAGACCAAGCAAGCUGAGAAAGAGGCUGAACUACGGGCGGUUCUGCCAAAACUGGAGAGGUUUGAGCGCCUGAGCGCGGACCUCCGCAACUUUACCCAGAGCCGCCAGAGAGCGCUGAGCCCGGGUGGGCAGCCAGAACACAGCGUGGACGACUACAGGCGCACCGUACAGGAGGUGAAAUUUGAGCUUACCCAAGAAGCAAAUCAGAUGAAGUCAUUUGUGGAGCUUGGUACAGACCUGAGCCAAUCAGGGGUACUUGCCAGUGCACACUGCCUUCUGGACUUAACCAACGAGGCCUCUGGGGAAUUUGCCCAGCUGGAAAUCCGAGUCAAUGAGAGACUGAACGCAAUCCAGAGCUGCGAGCAGCAGCUUGAGCAGUUCCGCUUGCUCUAUGGCUCCCUCUUCAGGUGGCUGCAGGCCACGCAAGAGCAGGUGGCUGCUAAGGAGCCCAGCCUCAGCACAGAGGGCCUUCAGAGGCGGGUACAGCAGCUCAAGGACCUACUGAGUGAGUGGGAGAGCAAGGACAGCAGAGUUCAAGAGCUGAACAAGAGCGGUUCGGAGCUCGAGAACCUGAUCAUCAGCAUCACAGCCCCUCAGAACAAAGGUGUUGACCAGGUCAACGGUGCCGGCAACUCCAGCAGUGUCAAUGGCAUUCACACCUGUAAAGACCUGACGGAGAUCCAAGUAGCGGUGGCGGAAGUGAACACCAAGUAUGAGCAGCUGGGUGGGGACUUGCAGGAGAGACAGAGCAGACAGCAGGCCUCACUGGACCUGCACCAGACAGCCAGGCAAGCCACGGAUGCCCUGCUGCAAUGGCUGGGUCCUCGCGAGCAAAGUCUAGCCCAAGGGCAGGCUGCCUCACCCUCGCGACCUGAGGUGGUACGUGCACAGGCCCAGGAGAACAAGGCCUUGCUGUCUGAACUCACAGAGCAUUCUGGGAAGGUGGAGGACCUGAAGAAGACACUGAAGCAGCUGAUAACAGAAAACCCAGAUUCCCCUGAGGCAGAAAUGUGGAAACAACAGCUCAGGGACAUAGACUUACGUUGGGAGAAAGCCAAUCAAACUGCAGAACAGAGGCAAACUGAAUUAGACACGUGUGCCGAUAGGCUGGGCAGUUUUGCAACGGCAGCCAAUCAGCUAGGUCCCUGGCUGCAAGAGAAGGAGCUGAUGAUGAGUGUUCUUGGUCCACUCAGUAUUGACCCCAACAUGCUCAAUACUCAGAAACAACAAGUACAGUUCAUGCUGCGAGAGUUUGAGACCCGGCGUCCACAGUUUGACCAGCUGACCCAGGCAGCACAGGGCAUCCUCUCACCCUCUGGGGACCAGGGCUCUGGGGAGGGCCAGGACCUGGCAGAGGUGAAUCAGGAACUAGAUGCCAUCACCCAUCAGUGGGAGGACCUGACCUCCCGUCUCUCUGGACGCUCCGAGCACAUCGAUCAGGCACACGACACCAGCAAGCGCUUUCAGGCCCUGCUAAGGGAGCUCUCACUCAGCAUGGCCAUUCUGGGUGAGAAGCUAGAUGGCCAGGCCUCACUCAGUGCCAAGCCUGAGGCCCUGCGCCACCGGCUGCAAGAGACGGGUGAGAUCCGCGCCGAGCUGGAACAGCGAAGAGGCCAGCUGGACCAGGCGGAGCAGCUGUGUAUGGAGCUUAGUGCAAUUGUGGCAGAGCCCUACCUCCGAGAAGAGCUGCACAAGAGGUUGGAGAGCGUCAGAGUCCCACUAAACAGCCUGGAGGAGAGAGCAGCCGAUGGCCUGUCCCAGCUGCAGGCUGCUCUCUCUAGCACACAGCAAUUCCAGCAGAUGUCUGAGGAACUCCGUAACUGGUUGGACUGCCAGGCCGACGAGGGCAUGGCUGGCGCCUCUGGUCCCCUCCCCUGCCAGCCUGAGGCUCUGCGUAUUCUCCUUGGCCAGCAGGAGGAGGUCCUGCGUGGGGUGGCACAGCAGCGCGGGUCCUACGAGCUAAUCCAGGCAGAGGGGGUAUUGCUUCUGGCAACGCUUCCUGCUGGAGAUGAGCAUUCAGCUCUGCAGGCUAAACUCACCACCCUGCGACAGGACUGGGAGGGCCUAAACCAGCAUCUCACUGAGAUGCGGGCCCACAUUAAUGAGACACUUGUCCGUGCCGAGCAGUAUAAGCAGCAUCAUGACGUUCUCUUGCCCUGGGUGACUGAAUGUGAGCAGAGGGAGGCAGAACUCCAGCCUUCUCUGGACCCCACAGCCCUUGAUGCUGCCCUGCAGAAGGCCAGGCAAUUGGGCUUGGACUUAGAUCGCCGCAUCCCCCUGCUGGAGUCUCUGAACACGGCAGCGGAUCUGCUGCUGGAGGAGAGCAGGGCCGGAGAGGAGGAAGUGAGAGACGAGAAGGCCCAGCUGAACCGCAGGGUGGACUGCCUCUCAGAGAGACUACAUAGUCGCAUGGCUCAGCUGGAAGAGCUGGGGGGCAGGUUGAAGGAGUUUGAAGAUGGCAGGCAGGCAGUAGACAGGAGACUGGAGGCAGCACGGCAUCAGCUGGAGGUCCAGGAGGCGCUGGGCCCUCAGGCCUGCAGCAGCAAGAGCCUGGAGCGGCUCCGCAGCCAGCAGGAAGUGCUGAAGUCACUGCGGCCACAGGUGGUGUAUCUGCGGGACCUAGCCCAAGGACUGGUGCAGGACGCCCCACAGGCACCAGAUGACAGCACAGAGGGAGGACAGAGGCUGGUGCAGCAAGCGCAGGACACUGAGAGGGAGUUUGGGGAAGUCACUGAGAAAAUCGAGCAGUGCUGCACAUCACUGGAGUCACGGCUGCAGGGUGUUGGCGAGGUCCAGUCGCGAGUCCGCGACGUCUUCUCCCGUCUUGCUGACCUGGAUGAUGAACUCGACAGCCUGAGCCCUGUGGGGCGUGACGCAGACUCACUGGCCUCUCAAGCCGAAGCCGUGCGGGCCUUCCUGACUAGGUUGGCCACCCUUCGUGCUGAGCUAGAAGGCCACGCGGGUGACUGUGCUGCCAUGCUGCGGAAGGAGGGCAGCUCACCUGACCUGCUCGCCCUCCGGCGUGAGACAGAAGCCCUGAGCAGACAGGCAGCCAAGCUAACUGAGCGAGGCCAGGGACGCCUGGCCCUCGUCGAAGCCGCAGAGGAGCGGGUGAGGGAGUUUUACGCCCGCCUGAUGGAGCUGCAGGGGCUGAUUGACCGGGCAGAGGAGGGGCUGAAUACACAGGGUGUUGUGGGCACCGAAGUGGAGGUCAUCAAACGACAGCUCCAGGAGUUUAAGGCAGUGGAGCGGGAGCAGGUGGACAGCAUUCAGCCACAGCUGCAGCACAUGAACGCUGUGGGUCAGGGGCUGAUCCAGAGUGCAGCCAAAGACACAGACACACAGGCCCUGGAGCAUGACCUGGAGACCACCAACCUACGCUGGAACUCCCUCAACAAGAGGGUUGCUGAGAGAAUUGCUCAGUUGCAGGAGGCCCUGUUGCAUUGUGGGAAGUUCCAAGAUGCUCUAGAGCCUCUACUGAGUUGGCUGAGUGACACAGAAGAGCUGAUAGCCAAUCAGAAACCUCCAUCUGCUGAGUACCGUGUGGUUAAAGCACAAAUCCAAGAACAGAAGCUGCUGCAGCGCCUGUUGGAUGACCGGCGGGGUACAGUGGAGAUGAUCCGGGCAGAGGGAGAGCGCAUUGCCACCACAGCAGAGGCCCAGGACAGAGAGAAGAUCCAGAGACAGCUGCAGAGCCUUGGAGAGAGAUGGACAGCCCUGCUUGGCAAGGCCAGCACCAGGCAUCGUCAGCUAGAGGAGCUGCAGGUUCUGGCUCUUCAGUUCCACGAGACCGUGGAACCCCUGGCAGAGUGGCUGAGCUCCACAGAGCGACGCCUGAGCUCUGCUGAGCCCAUGGGGACCCAGGCCUCUAAAAUCACCCAGCAGAUCGGCCGCCACAAGGCCCUCCAAGAGGAGGUGCUCACUCGGGGGCCUGAGGUGGACCGCCUGGAGGCUCUUGGCCAAUCACUGUCCUCCCUCAGUUGCACAGCAGAUUGUGAUUGGCUGAGUGAACGCAUGGGGGCAGUGCGCAGUGGGCACAUGGGCCUGCUUGAUUGGUGUUCUCGGCGAGAGGCCUUGCUGGAGCAGGCCCUGGCCAAUGCACAGCUGUUUGGGGAGGAUGAGGUGGAGGUGCUGAACUGGCUGGCUGAGGUGGCCCAGCGUCUGGCUGAGGUCUCAGUGCAGAGCUACCAGCCUGAGCUGCUGGCUGAUCAGCACAAACUCACUCUGUCUCUGAAUGAGGAGAUUGUAAGCAGGAAGAAGACAGUGGAUCAGGCCAUUAAGAAUGGACAGGCUCUGCUGAAACAGACCACAGGUGAAGAGGUGCUUCUUAUCCAGGAGAAGCUGGAUGGCAUAAAGAGCCGUUACGCAGAAAUGACAGCAGGCAGCAGCAAGGCUCUCCGCACCCUGGAGCAGGCACUGCAACUCUCCACCCGAUUUGCCACUGCCAAUGAGGACCUCAACAAAUGGCUCGACUCUUUGGAGGCAGAGCUUAACAACACUGAGCCAGACACAACACCAGCCUAUCAAGACAGACAGAAGGAGCUUAAGUGUGUGUCUGCUGAGAAGAGGCUUGUUCUGGACACGGUCAAUGAGGUGAGCAGUGCCCUGCUGGACCUGGUACCCUGGCGAGCCCGUGAGGGCCUGGACCGCCUUGUGGCCGAUGCCAACCAGCGCUACCGGCAGGCCGACGCCACCAUCACACAGCGAGUGCAGCUCGUGCAGGCUGCCAUCCAGAGGUCCCAGCAGUAUGAGGAAGCAGUGGACGCCGAACUGACCUGGGUGGGGGAGACUGAGCGGAAGCUGGCAUCUCUGGGGCCUCUCAGUCUGGAGCCUGACGUUACUGGGGCUCAACUCCAGGUACAGAGGGCCUUCAACAUCGACAUCAUCCGCCAUAAGGAUACAGUGGACCAGCUCCUCAACACACGAGAGGAUAUCCUGGAGAGCUGUGGAGACCAGCAGAGAGAGGCACUAAAGGUAAAAACGGACACCUUGAGCGCUCGCUACGAGGCAGUCAGUCAGAGCCACUCCGAGCGCUUUUCUGCUCUGGAGCAGGCUCAGGUGCUGGUCGCUCGCUUCUGGGAGACUUAUGAGGAACUCGAGCCCUGGCUAGGUGAGACUGAGAUGCUGAUUGGUCAGCUGCCCCCACCAGCCAUCGACACGGAUACACUCCGACAGCAGCAGGACCAGAUGAGGCUCCUGAGGGAUUCUAUUGCUGAGCACAAGCCCCACAUAGACAAGCUACUGAAGAUCGGCCCACAGCUGGCCGAACUGAGCCACCAGGAAGGGGCGACGAUGAGGCAGCGCUACAGUGAGGCCGAGAGUCGCUACAUGACCAUCAAAGAGGAGGUCAAAGGUCGGGCUGCAGCCCUGGAUGAGGCCUUCUCACAGUCUGCGCAGCUGAUAGAGUUCCAUGAUAAGAUGGACCCGCUGCUGGAGACACUAGAGGGUGCUGUGCAGCGCUUACGACAGCCGCCUCCUGUGGCCGCUGAGGUAGAGAAGAUCCGUGAGCAGCUGGCUGAGCAUCGAGCCACCGGGCUGGAGCUGGACAAGCUACUGCCCUCCUUCAGUGCCCUCUGUAACCGCGGGGAAGAGCUGAUCACCCGUGCGCCCCAUGAUGACCCCGCUGCCCAGGCAGUGCGCUCCAGACUCCUGCGCCUGCGCUCUCUGUGGGACGAGAUCAGGCAGAGGGCUGAGGAGAGGGAGGGGAAGCUUCAGGAUGUGCUCGACCUGGCUGGGAAGUUCUGGGCAGACAUGGCUGCCCUGCUGAGUACACUGAGAGACUCCCAGGACAUUGUGAAAGAGCUGGAAGACCCUGGGGUGGACCCAUCACUCAUUAAACAGCAGAUAGAGGCUGCAGAGGCCAUUAAGGCAGAGACGGAUGGUUUGAGAGAGGAGCUGGAGAUCGUACGCACACUGGGAGCAGAUCUUAUCUUUGCUUGUGGAGAAACAGAGAAACCGGAGGUCAAGAAGACCAUUGAUGAGAUGAACGCUGCCUGGGAAGGCUUGAACCGCACAUGGCGAGAGAGGAUGGAGAAGCUAGAGGAGGCCAUGACUGCCUCCGUGCAGUACCAGGAUGCUCUACAGGGUAUGUUUGACUACCUGGACAACGCCGUCAUCAAACUGUGUGACAUGCCGACUAUAGGGACUGACCUCAGCACGGUCAAACAGCAGAUCGAGGAGCUCAAGCAAUUCAAGGUAGAAGUGUAUCAACAGCAGAUAGACAUGGAGAAACUUUGCCACCAGGGGGAGCUGUUGCUCAAAAAGGUUACUGACCAAACAGACAGAGACAUGAUCCAGGAGCCUCUUACUGAGCUCAGGCACCUGUGGGACAACCUAGGAGAGAAGAUCACUCUCAGACAGCACAAACUGGAGGGUGCUCUGCUGGCUCUGGGCCAGUUCCAACAUGCUCUCUCAGAGCUGCAGUCCUGGCUCAGUCACACCCAUGCCACCCUGGACACCCAGCGGCCUGUCAGUUCCGACCCCAAGGCCAUCGAGAUCGAGCUGGCCAAGCACCACGUGCUGAGGAAUGAUGUGCUAUCCCAUCGGGCCACAGUGGAGACGGUGAACGGAGCGGGCUCCGAGCUGCUGGAAUCCAGUCCUGGAGACGAGGCCAGCCACCUGCGAGACCAGCUGGAUGAAUUGAACCGCAGCUGGGAAAGCCUGCUGCUGAAAACUGAGGAGAGGCAGAAACUCCUGGAGGCUGCCCUGCACCAGGCGGAGGGUUUCCAUGGUGAGCUGGAGGAGUUCCUGCAGUGGUUGAGGCGCACAGAGAGUCAGCUCUCUGCUGCCAAACCCACAGGUGGCCUUCCUGAGACGGCCAGGGAGCAGCUGCAGCAGCACAUGGAGCUGCAGGCCCAGGUGACCCAGCGUGCUGAGCAGUACCUCCGGUUGCUGGAUCAGGGGGAGUUGAUGAUGCUUGUCAGAGGUGGAGAGGAGGCAAGUCCUGGAACCACCCAAACCCAGCAAAACCUGGCCCUGCUGGAAAACAAGUGGGGCAGCCUGAACACCAAGAUGGAUGAUAGGAGGGCCAAGCUGGAGGAGGCUGUCACAUUAGCAACAGGGUUCCAGUCAUCUUUGCAGGACACCAUAAACUGGCUGACCCAGACUGAGCAGACUCUGAACAUGGCCCAGCCACCCAGCCUCAUCCUUGACACCAUCCUCUUCCAGAUAGACGAGCACAAGGUGUUUGUGAACGAGGUGAACACCCACCGUGAGCAGGUGCUAGCUUUGGAGAAAUCGGGUUCACAGCUACGCUUCGCCAGCCUUAAACAAGACGUGGUGCUCAUCAAAAACCUGCUGCUGAGCGUUCAGGCCCGCUGGGACAAGCUGGUGCAGAGGUCCCUGGACAGGGGCCGGCACCUAGACGAAGCGCGCAAGAGGGCCAAACAGUUCCAUGAGGCUUGGAGGAAGCUGACCGACUGGCUGGAGGAGGCUGAGAGCAGGCUGGACUCAGAGCUGGAGAUCUCCAACGAGCCAGAAAAAAUCAAAGUUCAGCUGGCAAAACACAAGGAGUUUCAGAAGGCUCUUGGCUCUAAGCAGCCAGUUUAUGACACCACAGUGCGCUCUGGGAAGGCCAUGAGAGACAAAGCCACACUUGCAGCUGACACACAGAGACUCGACAACCUCCUGGGUGAAGUCCGGGACAAGUGGGACACCGUGUGUGGGAAGAGUGUGGAGAGGCAACACAAGCUAGAGGAGGCUCUGCUCUUCUCGGGGCAGUUUGCAGAGGCCCUGCAGGCUCUGGUGGACUGGCUGUACCGUGUAGAGCCCCAGCUGGCUGAGGACCAGCCUGUCCAUGGAGACCUGGACCUGGUCUCUAACCUCAUGGACUCCCAUAAGGCCUUCCAGAAGGAGCUAGGAAAGAGGACCAGCAGUGUGCAGGCUCUGAAACGUUCCGCUCGCGAGCUGAUGGAGACGGGCCGGGAUGACAGCGCCUGGGUCAAAGUUCAACUACAGGAGCUCAGCAACCGGUGGGACACCGUGUGCGCACUCUCCGUCUCCAAACAGACACGUCUCCAGCAGGCUCUUAAACAGGCCGAGGAGUUCCGUGCGGCGGUGCAGUUGCUCUUGGAGUGGCUCUCGGAGGCGGAGCAGACCUUGCGUUUCCGCGGCGUGCUGCCAGAGGAGGUGGAGACUCUCCAGACUCUGCUGCACACACACCGGGACUUCAUGCAGAAGGUGGAGGAGAAACGAGUGGACGUUACCAAGGCAGCCGGCAUGGGCGAGGCCAUCCUGGCUGUGUGUCACCCUGACUGCAUCACCACCAUCAAGCACUGGAUCACCAUUAUCCGAGCCCGCUUUGAGGAGGUUCUGACAUGGGCUAAGCAACACGAGCAGCGGUUACAGACAGCUCUCACCGAACUGCUUAACAAUGCAUCACUGCUGGAAGAACUGUUGUCAUGGCUACAGUGGGCGGAGACUACAUUAGUGCAGCGUGACACUGAGCCCCUCCCCCAGGACAUUCCUCAGCUGAAAACUCUAAUUACUGAGCACCAGGUGUUCAUGGAGGAAAUGACUCGUAAGCAGCCUGAUGUGGACAAAGUGACUAAGACCUAUAAGAGGAAAGCGGCAGAGCCUCCCACCAGCCUGGCGGAGCGGCGAGGUGCCCGGAAAUCCCAGCCGCAUCAACCACAGCAUUCCAUGCAGGUAACCGGGGGCAAUCCGCGCCUGACCCAGCUUUGCUCCCGCUGGCAGCAAGUUUGGCUACUGGCCCUGGACCGCCAGCGCAAGCUCCAUGAUGCCCUUGACAGGCUGGAGGAGCUGAAAGAGUUUGCCAACUUUGACUUUGACGUAUGGCGGAAGAAGUACAUGCGCUGGAUGAACCAUAAGAAAUCCCGCGUCAUGGACUUUUUUAGACGUAUAGACAAGGAUCAGGAUGGCAAAAUCACCCGCCAGGAGUUUAUUGAUGGCAUUCUGGCCUCGAAAUUCCCCACCAGCAAGCUAGAAAUGAUGGCAGUGGCAGACAUCUUUGACCGAGAUGGUGACGGUUACAUUGAUUAUUAUGAGUUUGUGGCAGCUCUGCACCCUAACAAGGAUGCAUACAGACCCACCACAGAUGCAGACAAGAUUGAAGAUGAGGUCACAAGACAAGUGGCCCAGUGCAAAUGUGCUAAGAGGUUCCAGGUGGAGCAGAUUGGAGAGAACAAGUACAGAUUCUUCCUUGGGAACCAGUUUGGAGACUCCCAGCAGCUGCGCCUUGUCCGGAUCCUUCGCAGUACGGUGAUGGUGCGGGUCGGAGGGGGCUGGAUGGCCCUGGAUGAGUUCCUGGUUAAGAACGACCCUUGCAGAGUGCAACAUCCUGGACUUAAAAUCCUCCGCUCCGACUCCAGCAGUUCCAUAUCAUCUCGUAUAGCCCGGGGACGCACCAACCUGGAGCUGCGGGAGAAGUUCAUUCUUCCUGAAGGGGCGUCACAGGGCCUGGCUGCCUUCCGCUCACGCGGUCGGCGCUCCAAGCCAUCGUCACGCACGGCCUCACCCACCCGCUCCUCCUCCUCAGCCUCCCAGAGUGCCCAGAGCUGCACCUCUGGGCCUUCUGCCCCCGCCACACCCACAGCCUCCUCCAGGUCCAGCCAAUCUCAGUUGCGGGGCUAUGCCAAGCCCUGGCUGGCACACAGUAAAACUCCACCUCCAACCAAGUGCCAGUCCAGCCCAGAACACGGCCACACCCCUGGGCAAGAGGGAGGCUCCGCUUCCAAGAUUAAACGGCCAACACUCCAUUCCAGCCGGGGCUCUCUGACAGGCGAGAACGGUGGUACUAAACCUGGACGCACUGAUGGCAAGCGCACCCCAGCAUCGGCCAGCGGGCCGACCAGCCGAGCAGGCAGCCGAGCGGGGAGCCGCACCAGCAGCCGGCGGGGCAGCGACGCCUCCGACGCCUCUGAGCUGAUGGAGACGCGUUCGGCCUGCUCAGACACGUCUGACACGUCACGCCGUCCUGGGGCCAAGCCCUCCAAAAUUCCCACCAUCUCCAAGAAGACCCCCAGCCCCAAGACACCGACAGGCAAGCAGUAGAUCCAUUGUGACCCCUCUGCCCAUCCAGUCUCUGUGGGGGUGGGGAUCGGGCAAAGGCACGAUGCUCUGCCCACUUUACCACGUGUGCGCACAGCAUCUUUCUGCACAAUGCCAGCCAUCCUGUGUGCCCGCUACCAGCACAGACACUUGGUAUUGAUAGCCAGUGCCCACCUGCCCUCCAGCCCCUCUGUAUAGCUGGGCAUGAAGCCUCACCUGUCACCUGCGCUUUUCGAUUAACUAUAACCGUAAUGAUGCCGCCUUAUUUGUGUUACAUAUUUCUGUCCUUAACUUGACCGAAUUCGUAGGUUUUCAUGUACACAUAACUGAGCUGUGUACCAGCGGUCUGAACUCUAACACAUACAUAUACCUUCAAGUGCCCACAUGGACCCUUGGAGUGAAACAACCACUGGCAUAGAGAAGAGUUGUGGGGUUCAGCACCAUUUAUAUGCAAUGGCUACCUACUCUUUAGCACUGAGACUUGGGGGGUGGUACAGCUCAAUUCCAAUACAGACUCUCAUGGGUGUGCACAGUACACUAGCAUUGAAUAAGCCAGCGGAAAAGACUCGCCACCCACCCAUGGCUGUAUGCAAUGCUCUUGGCCUUUGGCCCUGUUGAGGGGAUUUCCCUUCAGAAAAAGAAAGCCCAGAUGUCCACUCUGGAGCGUCACAACCUCCUCUGCUCUGAGAGCAUGUAGGAAUGGUGCGUGUGCGUGUGCGUGUGCGUGUGCGUGUGCGUGUGCGUGUGUGUGUGUGUGUGGUAGGUUUUUUUUUUCAAUGAUGAACUAACUAAACAACCAGAGCAAGUACAGGUUAGGUAGUCACUUGGCUGCAUGACUACACUGACAUGCUUCCCUGCUGUCACAACAGAAUGUGCUCAGACACUUUCACUCACGCCAUUUAACGAGCAGCUCCAGUGGCGUGCAGUAAACAUGGCAAAUCCUGAAGCCUGAGAGCACUUCAGUGACUCGCUAAGUGGAUAAGAAGUUCAUGAGUAAGCACUGACUGACAUUUUCCUAGUGUAAUUUGAUCCCACCCUCCUUGUCGCCCUGGUAAGCCAGAUAACCAGGCAGUUGUGCAUACAUGUGUGUUUUAACCAUACUUAAUACAUGUUACAGAUAACAUGUCACUUAGUUCUUUCAGUUGCUUCACAAUAUGCAAAAAGACCAUGCGUGUUUCAUGGUUAAUUUAUAAUCCUAAUGUAUUUUUGUUUCUUUUCUAAUGUAAAAAAAAAUGUAUUUAUUUCACAGUACAGCAUCAUAUCAUCUGCUGGGAAAGAGUAGUAGUACAAUAAGUCUGAUAACAAUGCUUUUCCUUCUGCUUUUUGUGGUCCUGCUUUUGUUCAAUUCAUUUUCCUGACAGUGAUCAUUUUGGAAUCAACAGACCUGGAAGCUGAUUGAUUCCAGUGGUGGCCUUUUAGCCAGUGACUAUAGUCUCAAAGUCAUGUCAAAAGUGGCUUUCCACUUUAUCCAAUUUUGGAAGCUCCUAGAGAAACAGAUCACAGGGUUUCAAGUACAUACCCCCAUGAGAUGUGCUUUGAAGUCUUGUCUUUGACAAGCUGAAGUAUGAAUACCUAAUGAAAAAUGAAAGUGAAAUUGGAAGUUGACAAUUGAUUUUUAUUUAUUUAUUGUGUCUAGGGAAGGGAGGGGAUAAGAGCUAUGAAAUGGAUUCACCUUUUAAGUCAUACUCUCUCAAUAUGAUGAAGAGAAAUAGACAGGUGAAACUGUGUUAAAAAAAAAGUAAAGAUUAUAAAUCCUUUUUUGUUCUCUUUUGUAUUAAAAAUAAUGCUUGCAGUAA